AGGUGUCUGUUGCUGCUAUUCCUAUCUUGACCGUUAUGAAUCCGAUAUUACCCAUUGUACCUUUAAAUAGCAUCAAAAUAAUUCCACCGGGGAAUCCAUGAGAAUCUGGCCGCCCUGGGUUGAAGAUUCUUUUGUAGCUAUAGUUGAAGAAUUCUUAGAUUUCGGCUCGUUUCUAUUGCCGUGCGUCUACGUCACGAUUUCUCUUUGGCUGUACAAAGGUCACCAGCUCGGUCGCAGUCUUUUCAGGUCAUUGUGUCGAAGUUCCAACUGAUUCCGGGCAGGUUUUGCUUUUAUCGCCUCCAAUAUUGCUGAAUGACUAACUCGAUAUAGCUGCCUUUCCCGUUGGACGAUGCUUCCGUUUAGUCGCUUUAAAAUGUAUUUUGCUCGGAGUUCUGCGUGUUUUAAACAUGCAGGACGGUGCUUUCUAAACACCAACAACGGACCCACUUAUCCGCCGGUGAAAUUUAAUAUAAAACCCGAUUACAAGUGUUUAUUUGACACUCCUGUGCAUAUAAAAGUGGAAGGGUUGCGACCGAAACAGCAAGUUAUCUUCCGAGCUACCCUGACGGACGAAAAACAAGUUAAGUUUGUGUCUAGCGCUGACUUUGAGGUGGACGAUCGAGGUGUGCUGGACUUGGCUCAGUCGGCGGCUCUCGGUGGAGACUACAGUGGGGUUCAUCCCAUGGGAUUCAUGUGGGCGAUGAAAGCUCAGUCAGACUUGGGGAGGCUGAUAAGAAAGGAUAUCACUUCACCCUUCAAAGUGCUCCUUUCCGUACACGAUAAAACGUCCUGCGAGAAAGAUGCGCGGCCGCUGGCUUCCUGUAUUCACGAACGGGGGUUCCUCGGGGACGGGGUGCGGAGGAUCCCGGUGAGAGAGGGGCGGAUUCGGGCAAUAUUAUUUCUGCCGCCCGGGGAGGGCCCGUUUCCGGGGGUUUUGGAGCUGGGGGGCACCGCGGGGGGGAUGCUGGAGUCGCGGGCAUGUCUGCUGGCCAAUCACGGCUUCGCCACACUGUGCCUGGCCUACUUCUCCUACGACGACCUGCCCAAGAGGCUGCUGGACCUGCACCUGGAGUACUUCGAGGAGGCCCUGCAGUACUUCCAGAACGUGCCGCAGGUGAGGAAGGGGGGCGUGGGCAUCAUGGGCAUCUCUAAGGGGGCGGACCUGGCGCUGUCCAUGGCCAGCUUCCUGCCGGGCGUGCGGGCGGUGGUGAGUGUGAACGGCUGUAACGCUAACCUGCAGUGUCCGCUGCACUACGGGGAGCUGACCCUGCAGGGCCUGGGGCUGGACGCCGAGCGCAUCGUCAUCCGGGAGUCGGGCGUGCUCAACGUGCGGCACUGCUACCACGACCCCCGCGCGCCCGAGAACGCCGCCUGCCUGAUCCCCAUCGAGCGCGCCUCCGCCCGCUUCCUGUUCGUCAUCGCCCAGGACGACCAGGUGUGGGACGCGGAGGUGUACGCCCGACAGGCGGAGGAGCAGCUGCUGAGCCACGGCCGGAGCCGCCCCGAGAUCCUGCUCCUCCCCGGGGCCGGGCACCUCCUGGAGCCCCCCUACUUCCCCUCCUGCAGCGCCUCCUUCCACAAGUUUGUGGGCACCUCCGUGGAGUGGGGCGGGGCCCCCGUCUCACACAGCGCCGCCCAGGAGAAGUACUGGCAGCGAAUCAGAGAGUUCUUCCUGGAGAAUCUGGGAGGGGCGGGGCCAAGUAAGCUCUGAGCGAAGCAGAGGGCUCAUUCCAAGUGGAAAUUGAUCAAGGUCCACCAUCUUGACGGCCAAUCCAAUCCAUGAAAUCUAAAGCUAAAAGUAGUCCCAAUCUUUCCUUUGAGCAAGAAAACAUAAGCGCAUCCUUUGCAGAAGGAUGUAUAAGUGAUUGACCUGUGGAUCCCUCUCUCCCCAUCUGCCAUGUCUGUAAUUGACAUUUGAAGGUGCAAGAACAAUUCCAUCUGCCUGAUUCAUGUUUCUCGAUUUCCCAGUUUUCACCUGUUCUGAGCUCAGGUAGAGAUACUGCUCACCUGUUCUGAGCUCAGGUAGAGAUACUGCUCACCUGUUCUGAGCUCAGGUAGAGAUACUGCUCACCUGUUCUGAGCUCAGGUAGAGAUACUGCUCACCUGUUCUGAGCUCAGGUAGAGAUACUGCUCACCUGUUCUGAGCUCAGGUAGAGAUACUGCUCACCUGUUCUGAGCUCAGGUAGAGAUACUGCUCAUCUGUUUGCCGCACGCAUCCGAUUCAAGGCCCUAGUGUUGGCAUUUCAGGCUGCUAAGGGGACUGCCCCACAUUACAUACAAUCCCUGAUCACUCCCUACUCCCCAGCUAGACCACUCCGGUCUGCCAGCUCUGGUCGCCUUAUGGUUCCCUCUCUACGUGCACCUGGCGGUCGAGCUGCACGUUCACGCCUGUUUUCCGUUCUGGUUCCUCAGUGGUGGAAUGACUUGCCUACCACUGUCAGGACAGCAGAAUCCCUCCCCCUAUUUCGACGCAGACUCAAAACACACCUCUUCAAACUCUACCGUAGUCCUCCCUCCUGAUUUACCCCGCCCCCCCCUUCUGAUACCCCUAUCCCUGUCUAACCCCCCCCAAAAAAAUAAUAAAAAAAUAAAUAAAAUUGCACUUAUGAUGACGACUAUAUGUUUAGAACAGCAGUCCAGGUGUAUUUUUCUAGUUCUGGAUGUGAUGCUUUGACUUGUGGUAGAACCUAUGCACUUGUAAGUCGCUUUGGAUUAAAAGCGUCUGCCAAAUGACUAAAAUGUAAAUGUAAAUCUGUUCUGAGCUCAGGUAGAGAUACUGCUCACCUGUUCUGAGCUCAGGUAGAGAUACUGCUCACCUGUUCUGAGCUCAGGUAGAGAUACUGCUCACCUGUUCUGAGCUCAGGUAGAGAUACUGCUCACCUGUUCUGAGCUCAGGUAGAGAUACUGCUCACCUGUUCUGUAGAUAAUUAACAGUGGCCUGAAAUGUGAUGUGAAAGACUGAUAUCAAAUAAAUGGUAAACAUGUUCUCCCCAACCACAGAUGAACUGAUGCACUGUCGCCACCUAAAUGGGGGACAAUUACUUUAUGCCAAUAGUAGCAAGAUCCUGCACAGCUAACAUUACCUCACUACAUUAAUUCAGCACAAGGUCCUAUGUGGAGAGAUGUAAUUACAGUGGAAGUUUGCAGUGCUGUGGCCUGGCUGGCCUGAUUGGUGUGAGCCAGACCAGCAUGUCAGGACUCCCUGAGGAAGAGGAACACCAGUGCGAGUUAACAACGCUACGUUAGAAUGUGUAUUUUGGUUCUUGGCUAACUGUCUAUACUCAUAACAUAAGGGAUACCGGUUUGGUGUGACGCUGUGUUAUCACUGUUUUAUUGCUUUUAUUUUCGUUAUCAAAGCAUACGAAAUUCAGGAUUGCAUCAACAAAGAUGACUAGUUUGCCGACUUGCAUACGUUUCUAACGUUAAUUUCCAUGUAAAUGACUGACUUGCUGAAGGGGCAGACGUAAUGAAGGCGUGUCAAACCGAGACGAACGGCGCCACCAUGUGAUGGCCACGUAAUACUACAGCGUGACACAAUGUUUUUACGACACAGACCACCGCUUGGUUUCAGUUACUGCUGCUAAAGGUGGGGUGCCAACAGUUACGUUUAAGGGGGCAAUUACUUUUUCACACAGGUGAUAUGGGAGUUUUUCAU
Messenger RNA from Conger conger (European conger), 3655 nucleotides. RefSeq names its product acyl-coenzyme A thioesterase 5-like. Lineage: Eukaryota; Metazoa; Chordata; Actinopteri; Anguilliformes; Congridae. The transcript is spliced from 3 exons. Gene Ontology annotation, molecular function: fatty acyl-CoA hydrolase activity. Gene Ontology annotation, biological process: acyl-CoA metabolic process; fatty acid metabolic process. Bases 350 to 1711 code for a protein of 453 amino acids. The record is from RefSeq and is a predicted model, not a curated record.